This is a messenger RNA of Fraxinus pennsylvanica, 3798 nucleotides long. NCBI's taxonomy places the organism in Eukaryota, Viridiplantae, Streptophyta, Magnoliopsida, Lamiales, Oleaceae. The record is from the annotation of a GenBank genome assembly.
AUGGACAAUAAUCAUCAAAUAAGGCAGCCAUUACUGGCGCCGCCUCCGAUUACUCCUCCGCUAGCACCGUCGUUACCGCCGCCUGCACAGAUUGCCGGCGCAGGCGGAGUUACCGGUGGAGCAUGUCAGGUGCGAUGCGCGGGGUGUAAGAUGGUGCUGACCGUGGGUCCCGGGUGGAAGGAGUUUUUGUGCCCUAGUUGCCAGCUGCCCCAGAUGCUGCCGCCGGAGUUGAUGCGGGGCAACCCGACCCAGAUCCAACGGCAGCAAACCAACGUCCCUGCGCACGGCGUUGAUCCGACGAAAAUCCAGCUACCUUGUAUUCACUGCAAGGCCAUACUCAACGUACCCCACGGCCUCUCACGCUUCACUUGCCCACAGUGCCACAUUGACCUAGCCGUUGAUCUUUCAAAGAUUCGGCAACUUCUGCCUCCACCCCUAGCGCCCGUGCCUCCAGAAGAAGUCAACGAGGUAGCAAUUGAGGUGGAACGGGAAGAAGAUGAAGGUGGCUUGGCGGGAGAGACAUUUAUGGAUUAUCGGCCUUCGAAAUUGUCCAUCGGUCCUCCCCAUCCGGAUCCUAUUGUGGAGACAUCCUCCUUAUCUGCAGUGCAGCCUCCUGAUCCUACUUACGAUCUCAGGAUUAAGGAUGACCUGGAAAGUUCAAAGGCAUUAUCAUGCUUGCAGAUUGAAACAUUGGUCUAUGCUUGUCAGAGACAUCUUCAACACCUCCAAGAUGGUGCCAGAGCAGGAUUUUUUGUUGGAGAUGGUGCUGGUGUGGGCAAAGGACGGACAAUUGCGGGGUUAAUAUGGGAGAACUGGCACCAUGGGAGAAGAAAAGCACUGUGGAUUUCUGUUGGUUCAGACCUAAAGUUUGAUGCUAGAAGAGACUUGGAUGAUGUUGGUGCUAGGUGUAUAGAAGUGCAUGCUUUGAACAAGCUUCCUUACUCCAAGCUUGAUUCCAAGACUGUUGGUGUUAGCGAGGGAGUUGUUUUUGUGACAUAUAGCAGCCUCAUAGCAUCUUCGGAGAAAGGUCGUUCUCGUUUGCGGCAGCUUGUGCAGUGGUGUGGACCAGAAUAUGAUGGCCUCAUCAUAUUUGAUGAGUGUCACAAAGCCAAAAAUUUGGUCCCAGAGGCUGGAGGGAAAUCAACAAGGACAGGCGAAGCUGUUGUUGAGAUUCAGGGCCGACUUCCUCAAGCUCGUGUCGUUUAUUGCUCGGCAACUGGUGCUUCUGAACCACGUAACUUGGGUUAUAUGGUUCGACUUGGUCUUUGGGGAGCUGGAACAUCUUUUACUAGCUUCAAAGAAUUUCUAGGAGCCAUGGUGAAAGGGGGUGUUGGAGCCCUAGAACUUGUUGCCAUGGAUAUGAAAGCAAGGGGUAUGUAUCUUUGUCGCACACUGAGCUAUAACGGUGCGGAAUUUGAAGUUGUUGAAGUACAGUUGGAGGAUAAAAUGACGGAUAUGUAUAUUAAAGCAGCCGAAUUUUGGGCUGUGUUGAGAGUUGAGUUGCUAUCAGCAAUCAAAUUUCUCACAGAUGAGAAGUCCAACACAAGUCUACUGUGGAGAUUAUACUGGGCAAAUCAUCAACGUUUCUUUCGACACAUGUGUGUGUCAGCUAAGGUACCUGCAGUAGUUCGACUUGCUAAGCAAGCAUUGCUGGAGAACAAGUGUGUGGAGUAUCCGGAUGUCUGUACUGGAGAGGCACGAACCGAAGAAGCUGUUUCAAAACAUGGUCUUGAACUUGAUGAUUUCAUAUCGGGUCCCUGUGAGUUAUUGCUUAAAUUUGUCGAGGAAAAUUAUCCCCUGCCAGAGAAGCCUGAACCACUCCCAGAUGAAACCAUGAAGGAGCUUCAGAGGAAGAGACGCUCAACAACUCCUGAUGUGUCAUUCACUGGGAGAGUAAGCAAAGUUGCUAAAUCAGAAGCUGAAAGUGAAGAAGAAAGCGAGUGGCAAUCAGAAACUGACACAGAACCUGAAACUGAAUCUGAAGAUGAGUUUCAGAUAUGCAACAUUUGCAAGUCAGAAGAGGAAAGGAAGAAAUUACUUCAAUGUUCCUGCUGCAGUCAGCUUGUUCAUCCUGCAUGUCUAGUUCCACCCGUUGAAGAAGCCAUAUCUGGGGAAUGGUCUUGUCAUUUAUGCAAGGAAAAAACCGAAGAAUAUCUUCGAGCUAGUCGUGCCUAUUUUGAAGAACUAUUGAAAAGGUAUGAAGGAGCAGUGGAGCGUAAAUCAAAAAUCUUAGAAAUAAUUCGUUCAUUGGAUCUUCCAAACAAUCCACUGGAUGAUAUUAUUGAUCAGAUUGGCGGCCCUGAUAAAGUUGCAGAAAUAACUGGAAGACGGGGCAUGCUUGUUAGGACUUCUGGAGGAAAAGGUGUUACUUAUCAGACACGAAACACGAAGGAUGUGACCAUGGAAAUGGUCAAUAUGCAUGAGAAGCAGCUGUUCAUGGAUGGUAAGAAGCUUGUAGCUAUUAUUUCUGAAGCUGGAUCUGCUGGUGUUUCUUUGCAAGCAGAUAGAAGAGCUCUAAAUCAGAAAAGAAGAGUUCAUAUAACUCUAGAACUACCCUGGAGUGCAGACAGGGCAAUUCAACAAUUUGGAAGAACUCAUCGAUCAAAUCAAGCUUCUGCACCUGAGUAUAGACUUCUUUUCACGAAUCUUGGUGGUGAACGCCGUUUCGCAUCUGUUGUUGCCAAGAGGCUCGAAUCUCUUGGAGCAUUAACACAGGGAGACCGUAGGGCUGGGCUAUCUCUUAGUGCUUACAAUUAUGACAGUUCCUAUGGGAAGAGUGCCUUGACGAUGUUAUACAGAGGACUCAUGGAACAGGAUCAGUGGCCAGUUGUUCCACCAGGGUGUUCAUCUGACAAUCCUGAAACAAUAGAAGAUUUUAUUCAGAAGGGAAAAGCUGCUCUUGUGUCUGUUGGGAUAAUUAGAGAUCCAGUUAUUGGUACUGGAAAGGAUUCUGGAAAAAUUUAUGGCCGUAUAGUUGAAUCUGACACGAGUGAUGUUGCACGUUUCCUUAACCGGCUUUUAGGUCUCCCACCUGAGAUCCAAAAUAGGUUCUUUGAGUUAUUUGUUAGUAUCUUUGAUCUUCUCGUUCAGAAUGCACGUUCUGAGGGACAUUUGGACUCUGGAAUUGUUGAUAUGAAAGCCAACACUGUGGAACUGCGAGGAUCUCCAAAGACUGUUCAUGUUGACAGUAUGUCUGGAGCAUCCACUGUGUUGUUUAGUUUUAUAUUGGAUCGAGGAAUGGCAUGGGAGUCUGCAUCUACAUUGCUCGAGGAGAAGCAAACAGGUGCAUCCAUUUCAACUAAUAAUGGAUUCUAUGAAUCGAGGAGAGAAUGGAUGGGAAGAAGGCAUUUUGUAUUAGCAUUUGAAGGUUCUGCUUCUGGAAUGUACAAAAUAUACCGUCCAACCAACGGGGAGUCCCUCAGGGAGAUGCCUCUAGCAGAACUGGAGGACAAAUAUAGAAAAAUUUCAUCUUCACAGAAGGCUCGUAGUGGUUGGGAGGAAGAGUAUGAUUUGUCGUCCAAGCAGUGCAUGCACGGCCCCAACUGUAAGUGGGGCAGCUUCUGUACAGUUGGUAGGAGACGGCAGGAAGUGAAUGUGUUGGGUGGCCUCAUUCUUCCUGUUUGGGGAGCUAUUGAAAAGGCUCUUUCUAAGCAGGCUCGCCUAAGCCAUCGGCGGAUCCGGGUUGUGCGUAUCGAGACCACUGCAGAUAAUCAACGAAUUGUUGGGCUGCUUAUCCCAAUUGCAGCAGUUGAAUCCGUGCUUCAAGAUUUAGCUUGGGUUCAGGACGUUGAUGAUUGA